Messenger RNA from Ostreobium quekettii, 342 nucleotides. The record is from the annotation of a GenBank genome assembly. NCBI's taxonomy places the organism in Eukaryota, Viridiplantae, Chlorophyta, Ulvophyceae, Bryopsidales, Ostreobiaceae.
CAAGAUGGUGUGGACGAUCGGCAGCAAAGGUCUGCUGGAGGGGCAUCUGUGGGCGCUGCCACGCGGCAACUACCGCCUGAGCCAGAUGUUGGGGAUCGGGACGCUUGCAGCAUCGGGGUGAGGCUGCCGGACGGCAGGAGGGUGCAGAGGCGCUUCAGCAGACAUCACACUCUCCAGGCCGUGUACGAUUACUGCUGGACGGAAAUGGACGCUGCGUUGAGGGAUCGUCCAUUUGGAUUGGCCCCCAUGAUGCCUGGAGGCCAGUUCUUGUCCGACUAUUCACAGUCGCUGCAGGACGCGGGGGUGGCCAAUUCGUUGCUCGUGCUGCGAUGGAGGGAUUGA